Molecule: messenger RNA, 1304 nt
Organism: Metschnikowia bicuspidata var. bicuspidata NRRL YB-4993
Lineage: Eukaryota; Fungi; Ascomycota; Pichiomycetes; Serinales; Metschnikowiaceae
Product: mitochondrial 37S ribosomal protein uS7m
Exons: 1
Coding region: 474-1274 (266 amino acids)
Biological process (GO): translation; ribosomal small subunit assembly
Cellular component (GO): ribosome
Molecular function (GO): rRNA binding; mRNA binding; structural constituent of ribosome
Source: RefSeq, a predicted model, not a curated record
CCCGCUCCUGAAUUAAAAUCAUGGACACGGGGAGUAAGAUACGCAGCAUGCAUUUAUCCACACACAAAAUACUUGGAAGCAGGUGUAUGUUUAUUAGAUUCUUUUUCAAACUGGUUGACUGUCCGAAGGGAAAUACUGUGUUCAAGACUUUGUCUGUUGUUGAAAUCAACUCCGCCCUGCUUGUCCUUUAUGGCAUUACUCUUGAUAAGUUGAUUGAGAGCUGAAGCAAAACAGCUGCGCACCUCAUAAGAAUAAAUGCAGAAAUCCAGGAAAUAUUGAAUUAGCUAAAUUUAUAUUGAUUGGCGUCAAUGUUACACUGUCGAAAAAGGGUUGGAUCUGUAAUCUUCACCGUGAACCCGUACACCAUAUAAACACACCUUCAUGAGAGUGCACUGAACAGAAGCCGAGUGCGAAUGAAAAAAAAAAAGGACGAUUAGAGACACUGACCUCACGAAUUGUCUAGUACCAGCACGAUGUCGAUGUUCAGAAUUGUGCCCCGAUUCGCGAACGUGGCCAGAUUCACACCCCGUGUAUCUGUAGUUUCGUUCUCCCGUUGUCAAUCUACUGCUGCGCAGAUCAAGGCUGAGACACCUCAAACUGUUCAGAUUGAAGAGCCCAAAAUCGCUUUGACCGCGAAGGUCUUCCCGCUAGAGAAAGACCAAAUCACAGAAAAAGAUGUUGAUGAGUGGUUAAAAGCCGUGCAGACGUUGAAAUCGGGGAAGGCAACUCCAGAAACUGAGGCAGAGGUUUAUCUCAGUCAACUUGCGCAACCGGAAGAAUUCUUGAAAGAGGAGUUUGUUCCCACUGAGGAGCAGUUGAAUGAAGUAGAGAGAUACAGCAACAAGUCUGUUCCACUUCCCAACGACCCAGUUAUCGAGAACUUCACCAACUUGAUCAUGAGAGACGGUAAAAAGGAACGCGCACAAAUCAAACUUUCCAAGGCUCUUUACAUAGUGUACUUGAAGACCAGACGCGACCCAGUGGAGGUAUUAUACGAGACUUUGGACAAGUUGGGUCCUUUGUUCCAGCUCAAAGUGAAGAAGACCGGUACUGCGAAGAAUAGAACUGUGCCUUUUCCAUUGAACCGCAGACAGAGAAACCGUUAUGCUAUUUUGUGGAUCAUGGGAGGUGCUGAGAAGAAGAAGUCGCUGGACUUCUCAGUGCGUUUGGCUGAGGAAAUCAUCGGAGCUUACGAGGGUAAGUCGCUGGGUUAUGAGAAGAAAGCGCAGUUGCACAAGAUGGCCAUUACGAACAGAGCGUACAUCGAGUUGUAAUGAGUGAGGUUUGGACAUUUUGGCUGAGAG